AUAGCGUUAGGGAAAGAAUAGAAACAGCUAAACCCACCGUCGCGACAUUCCUUUUGCCCAAGAAUAUUCAGCUCAGCUAGCUGCCGUUAUCAGUCCAUUCAUCCAUUCCAAAGUUUGUCAUGCUGGGAACGCAAAGCGCAGUACGGGACGAACAAACCACCUCCGCCGAUAACAAAUGUAAUGUCGAUGAAUCAGAGCUACAACGUCAGCGCGAAGGUCAGCAAGCAGGAGAAACAUGUUACGAUCUAUCUCGCUUUCGAACGGUGCGCGUGCUGAACAAUAACAGUACGCACAAAAGUGUGUGCCUGUUGGGGCACUUUACCAAUCUGUCCACCGAGCAGUACGCGAUCGUGGUGCUCGAGAAGAGGGCCUUCACCGAGGCCCAGGUUACGACAGCAGCGACCGUAACCGACGGUCGUAACACGCCAACGCAUCGUGAAAACUGUGCCGUUGUCAGUGAAAGUGAACACGAACCACCCGUCACGGACGUGGAAAAGUCUUCCAGCCACACGUUUUUCACGUCGUCAUCGCGCUUGGAGACGGAAUUCAUCAAUGACAUCUACGGUAACUUCGUCUGUACCGUGGAUCCAGCCUUGAACCGACUUAAGGUAACCAUAGUCUACCCAGCUGCGGAGAAACAUAUCGUCAAAUACUCGGUGCAGAAACGAUUUUUCAUUGAAGAAACGGCCGAUCUUUAUAAAAGAAUCACCUUACCUCAUCUGGAACAGGGGCAGCUAAGCUUGGAGUGGCUUUACAACGUGCUGGAACACCGUAAGGAAAAAGAACGUAUCGUCUACGAGGAUCCGUGCAACGAGAACGGUUUCAUUCUGCUUCCCGAUUUGAAAUGGGACGGUAAAACCGUCGAGCAGCUCUAUCUUCUCGCGUUGGUUCGCCGUCGGGACAUUCGUUCGCUGCGUGACCUAACAUCCUCCCACUUGCCGCUACUCCGCAACGUACAAUCGCGCGGAAUCGCCGCCAUCAAGGAACGGUACGGCAUCGGCCCGUCCGAACUGCGCAUUUUUCUUCACUACCAACCAACGUUCUAUCAUUUGCACAUGCACUUUACCUAUCUGCGCCACGAUCCACCCGGCAUUACCUGCGAAAAGGCGCACCUUCUGUCAACGGUCAUUAGCAACAUUGAGCUGCUGCCGGAUUACUAUCAACGCGUGACCCUUUCGUACGCCCUAAAGGAGACGGACAAGCUGUACGAAAAAUUUGUCGCAGCCCUAGCGCAACUUCCGUCGGAACCGGCAGCAAAGCGUGCCAAAGUGGACACGUCGGCGGAACCUCCGUCGGAUGAGGCGAACUAA
Anopheles coustani is the source of this 1310-nucleotide messenger RNA. It is a transcript of the gene Dcps, whose product is annotated as m7GpppX diphosphatase. Lineage: Eukaryota; Metazoa; Arthropoda; Insecta; Diptera; Culicidae. The record is from RefSeq and is a predicted model, not a curated record. Gene Ontology annotation, cellular component: nucleus; P-body. Gene Ontology annotation, biological process: deadenylation-dependent decapping of nuclear-transcribed mRNA. Bases 120 to 1310 code for a protein of 396 amino acids. The transcript is spliced from 3 exons. Gene Ontology annotation, molecular function: hydrolase activity; RNA 7-methylguanosine cap binding.